This is a messenger RNA of Platichthys flesus (European flounder), 3055 nucleotides long. It is a transcript of the gene pmela, whose product is annotated as premelanosome protein a. Lineage: Eukaryota; Metazoa; Chordata; Actinopteri; Pleuronectiformes; Pleuronectidae. Bases 1 to 2634 code for a protein of 877 amino acids. The record is from RefSeq and is a predicted model, not a curated record. Gene Ontology annotation, biological process: melanosome organization. Gene Ontology annotation, cellular component: melanosome. The transcript has 12 exons.
AUGACGACCGUGGCUCUGCUGCUGCUUAUCAUUGCUUUUACAUCAGCCAACGCCAUACAGUUGGUUAUAUUCCUCGCAGAGCGAAGAAGUCAGUUCACACGUUACCGCUCAUGGAACUCACGGAUGUAUCCUGUCUGGAAGGAUGGAGACACCAGAUUCAGAAACUGUUGGUUCGGUGGUGAAGUAACCUUUGACCUUAAAAGCGAUGGACCCACCCUGACUGGAGCAAGAACAACCUUCAAUAUUAAUCUAAAUUUCCCGCCGAAUCAGACGGCGCUCUCAGACGGUCAGGUGGUCUGGGCACGUAACUGCACCAUCGAUGGACAACAGUAUCAGGAGGGUCAGGCUGUGUAUCCCAACCAGGACACUGAGCAGACGGGCCUGUUUCCAGACGGCACACCAUUCAACAGGAGCCAGAACAAGAAACCUCACUAUGUGUUCGUUUGGAAGACUUGGGGGCGAUACUGGCAGGUGGCAGAUGGACCGUCCUCCUCCCUCACAAUCGGUACAGACAACGUUCCCCUGGGCUCCUAUAACAUGGAGGUUGUCAUCUAUCACUGCCGCGGCAAAGACAAGUUCAUCCCUCUCGGCUACGCCUCCUCAGUCUUCUCUGUCACAGACCAGGUUCCCUUCAGCAUAUCACUUGCCCAACUCAGUGACCUAAAUCAGGACGACCAGAACUUCAUCCAAAACCGAGCCAUCGCUUUCAGCGUCAAGCUCCAUGAUCCCAGCCAGUAUCUCGGAAACGCCGACAUCAGCUUCAGCUGGGACUUUGGCGACAGCAGUGGGACUCUGAUCUCCAGAGAGCAAACUGUCACUCACACAUACCUCGCUGUUGGGGCCUUCAAGCCUCAGGUGGUGCUGAUGGCAACCAUCCCUGGCGACUGCGGUAACCCCACUGCUUCCCCAGCAGUUAUCGUGAUAGACCCAACUCAAGCAGCACCAGCUGAGGCAGGAGAUGCAAUUGCGCUGGAUGUCCCUGCUCCUGACGCCACCCCGCUUGCUGCUUCUGUCCAGCCAGCCGACACAGCUGCAGAUACAGUCGAUGGAGACGCAGUAGUUGAUACAGAUGCAGAGGUUAUAGAGGUUGCCUCGGUAGCACCUGCAGGAGUUGAUGCAGCUGUUGUUCCAGCAGAAGAUCCUGCCAAUGCUGCUGCAGAGGUAGAUGCUGCGGCAGAUGAAACAGAUGCUACUACAGGGGAGGCAGCCACUGUGGCCCCUGUUGCACCUGCAGCUGAAGAACCGGCAGUUGCAGAUACAGCUGCUGUCGAUACAAAUGCUGACGAAACAGCGGUUGUAGAUACAGAGGUUGCAGAUGCAGCAGUUGUAGAUGCCGACACAGUGGUUGUAGAUACAGCGGUUGUAGAUGCCGACACAGUGGUUGUAGAUACAGCGGUUGUAGAUGCCGACACAGUGGUUGUAGAUACAGCGGUUGUAGAUGCCGAUACAGCGGUUGCAGAUGCAGCAGUUGUAGAUGCCGACACAGUGGUUGUAGAUGCCGAUACAGUGGUUGUAGAUACAGCAGCUGCAGAUACAGUGGUUGUAGAUGCCGAUACAGCUGUUGCUGAUGAAGCUGCUGCAGAUACAGAUGCUGCAACAGCUGUCACUGAAGAAAAUGUGAUUGAUGCUGCUGCCUCAGUUGCCCCUGUUGCAGAGGGAGAAGAAACUGCCGUUGAGGACACUGCUGGAGUCACCGUUGCUCCUGUGGCAGAAGAAGCUGUGGAGCAAGAAGCUGAAGCUGUGGCUACUGAUGCUGAUGCUGCAGCAGAGGUUGUCCAAGCUGAAACAGCAGCUCCUGCUGAUGACGCAGUCGCUCCUGUUGCCACUGAGGCCACAGUUGUAGAAGAAGCAGCACCAGUGGAUGCUGCAGUGGAUACUGAGGCUGAAGUACAGGAAACUGAGAAUGAAGUUGUAGCAACUGUAGCUGCUGCGGAAAUAGCAGCUGUUGAGGAAGAGGCUGCUCCAGCUGAAGCGGAAGCAGAUCCAGCUCAAGUUGUUCUUGUUGUGGCUAAACGACAAGCACCAGAACUGGCAGCUGAUUGUAUGGUCUACCGUUAUGGCUCCCUUGCCACUUCUGUGGAUGUCGUCCAGGGUAUUGAAAGUGUAGAGAUCGUACAGGUGUCCAAUGUUGUGUCAAUGACGACGGAGGUGGUUCAAAAUGCUGUGGACGUCACCAUCUCCUGUCAGGGAAGUCUGCCAAGUGAGGUAUGCACAGUCAUUUCAGAUGCUGACUGUAUCACACCAGUGCAAACCAUCUGUACUGCAGCCACACCAUCUCCGGACUGUCAGAUGAUCCUUCGCCAGUUCUUCAAUGACUCUGGAGUAUUUUGCAUCAACGUCUCCUUGACCAAUGACGUCAGUCUUGCUGUGGCGAGUGCCAGAGUCAGUGUAACAGUAGCCUCUGGCGGUUCCCCAGCUGGAACAGCCGCCACUGUCCUGGGUGUCAUGGUUCUCGCCUGCGUUGUCUGUUGUAUUGGUUUGAUGUACAGACGGUUCAAGCAGUACCAGCCUCUCAGCGAGGACCAGAGUGGAGGCAGCGCGACGGUCACAUCUGUGCCUUUGUUGUUGUGGAACUUGUUGAGUCGACAGUCGCCAGGAGAAAGUCGUCCGCUGCUUCAGGGGAGGAUGGUGUGAAUAUCAUCAGCAGCUCAUGCAGCUCAUGCACUGAAUCUACAACACUUGCUAACAUAUCGGCUUUAUACACGUAAUACUCUUCUGUAGUAUUUUGUAACUCCCAUUCAAUGUAAUGGACCACACUCAGUUAGAGUGAACCAGCCAUGUAAAACACAUUUGUUGGGAUAGAAAGGAGUCACGUGUGUAAUAAAGUUGCAAUAAAAAUUGUUGAAAUAUGUUAAAGGAAAGUUAUAUUUAUUUUGACACUGAUAGUUUUUAGAAGCUAUAGCUCUUAUUUGUGGCCUACUUAUACUAAACCAAUUGGAGAAUCAACGUUAACACAUUUCAGCUCUAUUUCUUUACAAUGUCAUUUAAAUCACGCGCACCACCGAAUAAUUAUAAUGUUUGCUACGCUAAAAUGAAUAAAAUUGAACUUUCUCAA